Molecule: messenger RNA, 4242 nt
Organism: Meira miltonrushii
Lineage: Eukaryota; Fungi; Basidiomycota; Exobasidiomycetes; Exobasidiales; Brachybasidiaceae
Exons: 1
Coding region: 219-4121 (1300 amino acids)
Biological process (GO): nuclear division
Cellular component (GO): nucleus; cytoplasm
Molecular function (GO): mRNA binding
Source: RefSeq, a predicted model, not a curated record
GGCUAUUCUUUCUCUCUUUCUUCCUCUUCCCUGCCAACAUUCAUUAUCUCGUCUUUUUACCAAUAUCACUGAAAAGGUCUAUUUGAACCUCUCUUCUUUGAUUAUUUAUAAGCACUAGUGAUCAGCUUGAGUGAAGUAUCAUUCAUUCAUCUUCUGGUUCACUCUCCUUACCGGCAACCGUCUCUGGCAAUCGUCACUCUUUCUCGUGCUUCAUCAUCAUGGUCACCGCUGCAGAAUUGCAAGCUUUACAUCAACAAGCUCAACAACAAUCCGCAAAUGAUGCUCCUUUAGUGGACCCUUUUCCAGCUUUGCGAGAAGCAGAUCCAUUUCCUGCUCCUAAACCGCAAAACGUUAUUGGCACAUCUACCAGCACCAUCGUCACAAACGGUGCCCCAAACGGUCACUCUGUCUCUAGCACUACCCGUACUUCUACUACCGCUCAACAACCAGACUUUGAAUCGCAAAGCUCUUUCCCUUCUUUAGGUGCAAGUGCUCCUUCCGCCAAAGGUCAAUGGGCUCAAAAACCCGCCGCUGUAGGAUCUGCAUCGAAUUGGUCAGCCAACGCUCCCGUUAUUCAACGUACGUAUCAUCAAGAAUCCCUCUCAAUUCCUAGCUCUGAAGAAACUUCUGCAAAGCUCGGUCAAAUCAUUCAACGUGUCCAAAACAAGCACAAGGAUGUAAAGGUACAAGCUUCAACUACCCGUAAAUUAACUACAUUUGUCGUCAAAGGAACCAAUGAAGCCUCUGUCCGAGCUGCAAAGCGUGAAUUGACUGUCGGUUUGGCUCGCAAUGUCACCCUCUCAUUGACAAUUCCAGCCUCUUUGCGUGCAUUCGUGAUCGGACAAAAGGGAAAGAAUUUGAAGAAUAUCACUGAUCAAACUGGCGUUCGCAUCAAUAUCCCAAAAUCGGACAAUGAGACAGCUACACCUGCUGGCCGCCCUGCAGCUGAUUUCGACUAUGAUACUGAUGAACAGAUUCAAGUAACCAUCGAUGGUGACGAGGUCAAUGCUCGUCAAGCAAAGGACAUGUUAUCCGCCAUCGUUGCUGAGCGCACUUCCCGUACCACUCAACGUUUGACGCAUAUCGAUCACAUCUUUUACCCUUUCAUUGCUGGACCAAAGAACGCAAACGUUGCCAAGUUGGAAGAACAUGGAGAAGUUACUGUAAAAGUACCUCCUCGUGCUGCUUUCCUGCCACCUCGUGAAGCCGACGUCGAAUCAACAGAACCCAAGCGUGAAAGAGACUUGAGCAUCAUCAUCAGUGGUGACCGCGACGUUGUGGCCAAGGUUGCUCAAGCCAUCGAAGCGCAAGUUGACGAGAUGCGACAACUUUUCCGCACAUUGCAAAUUAGCAUCCCAAAACGACAACAUAGAUUCUUAGUAGGUGAUGCUGCUCAAGAUAUCUUAUCAUCUACUGGUUGCAGCAUCGAAUUGGCACCGAUCGAUGACCCAUCUGACAGCGUCACCAUCCGAGGUCCCCAAGGUCAAUUACCUCUCGCUUUGACAGCUGCAAUGGAAAAAGCUAACGCUGUCCGAGUCGAAGUUGUGGACGUAGGUGCAGCUCAUAGAGAUGUGGAACAUGCAAAGACUUUGCUCCGCUGGCUCAGCGUGAGCGGUAAGCUACCUCGCGAGCAGAGCGUGCAGGUUUACCUUCCCCGUUCAGCAAUUGUUGAGUCUUCUGGUUUGGCACACAUCGAAGUGGUAGGAGCUGAUGCGAAUGCAGUCACACGUGUCCGAGGAGAGUUAGACGCAUUGGUGAAAAACAUUCCUCCCUCAUUCGUUUCCGGUGUAGACAUCGAUCCUCUUUUGCAUAGAUUCAUCAUUGGCAAAAAGGGAGCAGGACUUUCUCAGUACGCAAAGAAAGGUGUAGAUGUAAUCUUCCCUCCCGUCACCGAUGCAUCAGUUUCUGAUGGUCGAUCAGAUGUCGUCAUCGUUCUUGGAGAUGCAAAUGUGAUCGGCGGCCUUCCGAAAGACAAAAAGUCUCGCGACACUGCAGCUGCUUCAAUCCUGUCGCAAGUAAAGGCUGACAUUGAGGCUGCCGGAAAGCAAGCAGCUGAUCUCAAGACGGAAACACUUUCCAUUCCUGCCAAGUUCCAUCGUACGAUCUUGGGUCCUGCAGGUACAACACUUAAUGCCAUUCUGGGUGAAGAACGUCUUGCAGCUGUCAAAUUUGGAUCAUCUGCAUCUACUACUGGUAAAACCUCCACUAAAGAGGAAGAUGCUGUGAUCAUUCGUGGUCCUAGCUCAGAGGUAGAGCGUGUGGUCAAAGCUAUUCAGACGAUCGCAAAAGAGGCAGAAGAGGAUGCUGUCGUCAAUGGACACACUGUUGAGCUCACCAUCAACUCCCAAUAUGUUCCUCACAUUGUCGGACGAGGUGGUUCGGGUGUGACCAAAUUGAGAGAAGAUCUUGGUGUGAAGAUCGACUUUGGAGACGCAAAUGGUUCUGCUGGUGCAAAUGGAACAGCUGCAGUCAAGAAAGCAGCUAAAGUACCCGUGGUAAUUGUCGGACGCAAAGAGAAUGCUGAAGAAGCCAAAAAGCGCAUCUUGAGCUUGGUAGAUAAACUGGCAGAUGAAGCAACAGUAACAAUCAACGUGCCCGCAAGCUUACAUGGUUCGAUCAUUGGACAAGGAGGAAAAUACGUGACCAGAUUGCAAGACAAUUACGGUGUCCGCAUCAACUUCCCUUCUCAAUCUGCCAACGAUGACGUCAAAGGUGAUAAACCUCAAAAGCCAGACGAAGUUGUUAUCAAAGGUGGAAAGAAGGGUGUUGAAGGCGCUAAAGCUGAAUUACUUGAGUUGAUUGAAUACGAAAAGGAGAACAAUAACGUCAUCAAUGUGCCUGUCAGUACAAAGAGUAUCGCUAGAAUUAUGGGCAAAGGUGGUGCAAAUGUGAACCGGAUUCGUGAUGAAACCGGAGCGCAAAUCGAUGUUGAUCGUGAAGACGCUUCUGGCACUGCUGGCGACACCACAAACAUUCGUCUUCGCGGAACAAAGAAAGCAAUUGCUGAAGCUAAAGCCGCCGUUCUUGCCGUUGCCGCCGAUGUGGAUUCAGAGUCAUCCUUUGCCGUUUCCAUUCCUUCCAGAUUCCAUGCCCAAUUGAUUGGUCCUGGUGGACAAAACCUUCGUGAUAUCAUCACUCGCGCUGGAGGUGACGCCGAGUCAAAAUCUGCCACUCAAUUGAUUCAAUUCCCACGUAGAGGAGCAAGUGCAGAUCAAGCAGAUACCGUCACAGUACGCGGACCUGCUGCUUUGGCUGCUAAAGUCAAGGAAGAGCUUGAGCGGAUAGCAGGAGAAUUGCAAAGUAGAAUUGUAAUCGGUGUUUCUGUUCCAGUUGGUCAACACCGUUCAUUGAUGGGAAAAAUACGUGAAUUGCAAGCCACUCAUCCUUCCACGCGAAUCAUUGUUCCUGGCUGGCGCGAAUAUGAUCAAUUGGAGAUCAGCAAUGCAGCAGAAUUGUCUUCGUCAUCUCCUGAAUCGAUUGUAAAGGUUCAAGGAUCAAAGACAGCAUGUGAAUCCAUCAAAGAAGAAAUUCGUGAUUCUUUCAUUGCAAAUUCGCAAGCUAUCAAAAUCUCUCGUCCCAUUGCUGCAAAACUCGCCAGCGGAUCCACCAUUCGCAGAUUGCGCAAUGAGUACGGUGUAUCUGUAGAUGCUCCAAGAGCCAAUGCCGGCAAUGGAGAUCAAACAGCCGCUUCAUCUGCUAAGCCACCUGCUGGAACUGCAGCCCGUAUUGAUGAUGACGUUGGAGAAGAUGAUGUCGAUUCUUUGCCAUUCGAAUUGAGCAAGAUCGACUUGCAAUCGUCAUCAGAUCAAAUCACCUGGACAUUAUCGAGCAGAUCUGCAGUGUCUCUACAAGAUGCCGUCCAAGAUUUGGAAAGUGAAGUGAAACGCAUGCAAGCCUUUACAUCUCAAGCUCGCCUUUGGGUCGAUCAAAGAGCUAUUCCUCGUAUUGUCGGUAGAGGAGGUGCCGGAUUGAGAGAGAUUGAAGCUCAAACAGAAGCAAGCAUCGAAAUUCCGCGUGAUCAAGGUGGUUUGGUGAUCAUCAUGGGAACAGAUGAAAGUGUGGAAGAUGCUCGUCAAAGUAUCGCAAGGAUUGCAUUGCAAGGCGGCAGGAAUCGUGAUUGAUUGAAAGUAGCAGCAACAAAAUGUAUAUAAUCAACAGACACUCCGUUCAUAAUUUAGUAUUUGUCUUCUUCAAUACAAUACCUUAGAAAUCGAUGUGCAAUCGUAAAUGAAUGAGAAACUU